Messenger RNA from Pyrus x bretschneideri (Chinese white pear), 1033 nucleotides. Its product is annotated as protein YIPF5 homolog. NCBI's taxonomy places the organism in Eukaryota, Viridiplantae, Streptophyta, Magnoliopsida, Rosales, Rosaceae. The transcript has a single exon. The record is from RefSeq and is a predicted model, not a curated record. Gene Ontology annotation, cellular component: trans-Golgi network; membrane. The coding region runs from base 1 to 768 and encodes 255 amino acids. Gene Ontology annotation, biological process: vesicle fusion with Golgi apparatus; endoplasmic reticulum to Golgi vesicle-mediated transport.
AUGAAGAAGGAAUUCGCCGUCCCCCCGGUGUUAUUCCCCUCCGGCGGCAACCCUACCGCCGUCGGAUCCAACAACAUCCAGCAACGCCGCGUCGCCACGGCGCCGUUUCAGCCCCCGCGCUCCUCGACCUCUUCCAUCCCCUUCAUGUCCUUCGACGUUGGUUCCGCCGCCACCUCGUCCUCCUCCUCCUCCCUCUUCGGCGGCCCGAUCGGAUCCUCCUCCGUCCCCGGCGGCUCCGCCACCUUCGAGGACGAGGAGCCCCUCCUUGACGAGCUCGGCAUCCACCCUGACCAAAUCUGGAGUAAAACCAAGUCCAUCCUCAACCCGUUCCGGUCCAACCCGGCGGUCCACAAGGACUCGGACCUCUCCGGGCCGAUCCUCCUCUACAUGUUACUCUGCCUAUUCCAACUCCUCGCCGGAAAAAUUCAGUUCGGCGUCAUACUCGGGUGGAUCGUCGUUUCAUCAAUUUUCCUCUACAUCGUCUUUAACAUGCUCGCCGGGCGUAACGGCAAUCUCGACCUGCACAGAUGUACGUCCGUAGUGGGGUAUUGUAUGCUGCCCGUGGUAAUCUUAUCAGCUGCCUCGCUCUUCGUCCCCCAAGGCGGCACCUUCAGGAUCGCCGUGGCUGCCGUCUUCGUCUUGUGGGCUACUAGGGUUUGCACAGGGCUCAUGGUUGCCCUUGCUGAUGGCGGCGACGAGCAUCGCGGCUUGAUAGCGUAUGCUUGUUUCUUGAUUUACACUCUGUUUUCGCUUCUUGUGAUAUUUUAGUGGAAUUGGCUGUGAAACAAUUUGGGUAUUGCAAAUUUUUGGUGGUUGGUUGAUAGUGCAUGGGUUAAAACAUCUUUGUAGCUGUGGAUUUAGGUGAAUGUGAUGUUGUGAAUUCGAAAUCUUAUGAAUGUAUGUUGGAAUAUGUAGAAAACGGAGAUAUCACAACGAAAGGAAUUAUCGUUUUUAGUCAGGAUUACUUGGAAAAAUGUUUUACCUCAUGAUUAUCACUUGUUAUAAAUGGAUUUUUCGUCCUGUAUUGUCUCAA